Fonsecaea multimorphosa CBS 102226 is the source of this 1029-nucleotide messenger RNA. RefSeq lists its product as uncharacterized. The transcript has 4 exons. The coding region runs from base 1 to 1029 and encodes 342 amino acids. Lineage: Eukaryota; Fungi; Ascomycota; Eurotiomycetes; Chaetothyriales; Herpotrichiellaceae. Gene Ontology annotation, molecular function: hydrolase activity. The record is from RefSeq and is a predicted model, not a curated record.
AUGAUGGCUGCCUCUCAAACUCAAUCUCUUUACAGUUCUCUUCAACUCACCCACAAAGUCGUGCAGACGUCCUCAGGUUCCGAUGUGCACUGCUACAUCUCGGAUCUAGGUCCAGACGCUCCUAUCUUGGCUUUGAUACAUGGCUACCCUCAAUCUGCUUAUGAAUGGCGUCAAGUUGUCCCGGCUCUGAGAGGUGAAGCAUCUCUCUUUGUCCCAGAGCUUCCUGGGUACGGCAUCUCCACGCCAAUAAGGCACAUAACCGCAAACACCAAACGUUCCGUAGGACGCGCCCUUUUGGAAGCACUUUCCGUCGUCUUCGACACGACAGCUUCCCAGACCCCCCGCAAAGUCGUUCUAGCGGGACACGACCGUGGCGCCCGCAUCUCUCACCGCCUGACCGUCGACUUCACGUUCCCGACUGAGACUCCGUCCUUUUAUUCGACGCUCAACCUCGUGGUGGUGGGAACUGUGCUGCUCGACAUUAUCCCUACCUUACAACAAUGGCAAGCUUUCUCCGACCCGGUCGUCUGCUCAGGAGCCUUCCACUGGCCGCUCCUGGCCAACCCCGACGUCGCGACCGACCUCAUCCUCGCCUACGGCGGCGAUCGCUGGUGCAAAACCGCGCACACGCGCCUUGCAGGCCCGAACCCGGAGUCUAUCGGCCGUGUUUCUGCGAAUAACGCCUUGGACAUCUACGCCGAGCUCUUCAGGGAGCGUGAGACCAUAUAUUACACCGCCCUCGAUUAUGCCGCCGGCGCUGCCCCUGAAGCCGACGAGCAAAAGGAAGACCAAAAGGCCGGUCGAAAAGUCGGCGUGCCACUGCUUGUCAUUUUCUCCGAGGCUCGUUUGGGGUCAAGCGUUGACGUGGCAGGCGUCUGGAAGGAUUGGAUCGCCGAUGGUGUUGAUCUGGAAGGCUACGGCGUCGGCGAAGGCCGCGGACACUAUUUGCCGGAGGAAGCAUAUGAGAUUGUGAGCCCAAAGAUCGCGACAUUCAUCAACAAGGUCACUGGGAGCGCGUCGCUGGCAUGA